CUGUGUCUGUGACAGCGCGCGCGCCCACGCACAGACAGGCUGCGUGAAUCUUAAUUGUGUGAUCUCCACUGACGGAGUCAGUAAUGCUGCUGAGACUCACGGAGCCGCGCACAACGAUGAGAUGCUCCCAUCGAGGAGGACACAAAUGGACAGCUUAGUUCAGCCGCUCGUCGCCCAGUACCUUGCCAUGGGAUGCCAGACGAAAGAAAACGCCCAAAACCAAAACCCGACGUCGGACGACAAGGGGAAAGAAGCCCAGAAAGCGACACCCGGAUGUGGCUCCAGGUUGAGAGUGUCCCCUCCCAGGCGACCUCAGAGGUUCCACAAACCCAGUCCGGCUUACAACACCCCGGCAAAAGUAAUGAUGCCACUGGGAAACCUCACCAAAGGAGCGAGCUGGGAGGAGCUGAUCCAGGCCUGUCUGCAGUCCUUCGACUCUGAUGGUUGCGUAUGUGGGAGCAGCCACCUGUUGAACAUCACCUUGACGAUGCACCGCCUCCUCAUCUCAUCCGAUGACCUCCUGGAAAAACUCAUCACUUCAUUUAAAACAGGGUUGGACAACGAGCAGCCCGCUGAGUGCCAGAAGAUCUGUUACCUCAUCAGGCACUGGAUCCAGGAAUUCUGGAUGAUGUUCCAGUUGCACCACAGCUUGUCAGACAGCCUGGACCAGUUCCGGGAUCUGAUCAGAGAGCAGGGACAGGAGUGUCUUUCCUCUCUCCUAGAGACCAAAUGGAUAAAUGAACGGGACUGGUCGUGGAAAGCAAGCCAGAAGAUCAAAGCCAACAGUAGUAAAAAAAGGAAGGUCUCACUCCUCUUUGACCAUCUUGAGCCCAUCGAAUUGGCUGAACACCUCACAUUUCUUGAGUUCAAGUCCUUCUGCAGGAUAUCAUUUGUCGACUACCAGAAUUACAUACGGAGCUGCUGCAUGAAGGACAUCCCAGUGAUGGAGCGUUCCAUCGCCCUGUGUAAUGGUAUCUCCCAGUGGGUUCAGCUGAUGGUGCUGAGCAGGCCGACCGCUCAGCUGAGAGCUGAGGUUUUCACCAAGUUCAUCCACGUGGCUCAGUGUCUUCAUGGGAUACACAACUACAACACUCUGAUGGCAGUGGUGGGGGGGCUUUGCCACAGCUCCAUAUCCAGACUGAAGGACACCACCUCGCAUGUGUCCAAUGAGGUCACAAAGGUGCUGAAUGAGAUGACAGACUUGCUGUCCUCUUGCAGAAAUUAUGAUAACUACAGACAUGCGUACAGCAGGUGCACCGGUUUUAAGAUCCCCAUCGUUGGCGUGCACCUGAAGGACCUGAUUUCAGUCAAUGAGGCCAUGCCCGAUUACACGGACAACAACAAGGUGAAUGUGCAGAAGCUACAGGCGCUCUACAGCCACAUUAAUGAGCUGAUCCAGCUGCAGCAGAUCCCACCCAGGCUGGAUGCCAACAAGGACCUGGUCCACCUGCUGACGUUGUCCUUGGACCUUUACUACACUGAAGAUGAAAUCUAUGAACUGUCUUAUGCCAGAGAACCCAAAAACUGCAAAGCACCACCAGCAACCCCGUCUAGACCCCCAGUGGUAGUUGACUGGGCAUCAGGAGUGGCUCCUAAACCUGACCCCCGAACUAUCAGCAAACAUGUGCAGAGGAUGGUGGAUUCUGUGUUUAAGAACUACGAUCACGAUGAGAACGGUUUUAUUUGUCAAGAGGACUUUAAAAAAAUUGCCGCCAGCUUCCCCUUCUCCUUCUGUGUUAUGGACAAAGAGAAGGAAGGCCUCGUCAGCAGAGACGAGAUCACAGCUUAUUUCAUGAGGGCCAGUGUUAUCUGCUCCAAACUGGGUCUGGGCUUUGUCCACAACUUCCAGGAAGCCACAUAUAUGAAACCCACUUUCUGUGACAACUGCUCAGGAUUUUUAUGGGGUGUGAUCAAGCAAGGCUAUAGAUGCAAAGACUGCGGGAUGAACUGCCACAAGCUGUGCAAGGACCAGGUGGCGUUUGAGUGCAAGAAGAACGCUAGAGUGACCAACGCCACUGACAGUCCCCCGCUGACAUCCACACUUUUUACAAUGGGAACCCCAGAGGGAUCUGAGGAAUGUCCUUUCCCCUACCAGUCAGAUGACAGCAAAGACUUUAGCCCGGACUCUCCUGUACCGUCCCACUCAAGGCCUUUGAGGGUCCAUAGUUACACCCAGACAGACAGUCCCCUUCAUCAGUCUUCAUCCCCAGAGUCCAGCCGCCUUCAUCCUUUUGUCCUGGCCCCAGCACCACCUAGUCUCACUCCAUGUCCUAGCCCCAUCCCCCAGCGAAAGCAACGCCACUGCGCCAAGUGGGAAAACAGAGCAUCUAUUGUGCACAACCCCAAGGAGACAGAAGAUGAUAGCAAACCCACCUAUGCGUGUCUGGAAUCAGACAAUCAGAGGCUCCAUAAAACCAAUGAAAAACUACGGAGGAAGCUAAAGGAGACAGAGCGGGAGGUGGAAAUACUAAAGGCGCUGCUGAAGAAGCACCCUCUCCACCCUGUGGAGGAGGACUCCUCCUCAUAGACAGAUGAACUGGACCUCCUCCACAGAAGCUGAACGGCAAAGUCUAUAAAUCUGGGUCCACUUAUUAGGCAUGGCUGGUGCAGACAAGGUGAUGCCUAGGUGUUUUUGCAUCCUGUAAAAUAAUGCACCAUUACCAGUGAAGCUGUUUCAACAUUAAUGGCAGAGCCAAAGAAAAAGUCAGCUAUCACAUCAGGGGUAAGGAGGCAGUGCUAUACUUUCAUUUUGGAUUUGAUAUUUCAAACCUGAAUUUAUUUAAUUUCAGUGUAAUUCACUAUUAUCCUUGUACUUGGCAUGGUGACGACAUGUUUACUUGAGAGUACCUGGUAGAUUGAAUUUUUGUCAAAGACCAAUUAUAAGCCAUCCUGCUAUUAAUGACUCUUGGGGCAACAGAAGUAACCAAUGCCCAGAAUGAUGGCAGUUGUCAGGGUGUGCCACUAUCAGAAGACCUGGCAGGGUAACAGUUAGGGGUUAGGACUUGAUUUUUCUACUGAACCCAACUAUUUUCUAAUUAACAGACCUUCUAACUACCAUAGAGGCCAAAGGGAUGCACCCAUUUGACCUAGUUGCGGCAGACAGAUGGUUACUUCCCAGAUGUGAGGUUGGACUGGUUGUCUGCCUAGGUGGCUGCCAUCCAGGACCUGGAGCGACUCCGUAGUGUGGUGGAUGCAGCAAGUUACAACGUCAAUACAUGUUCUAAGACUUGACAUCCACCUAACAAACCUUCUCAAGAUAAGGAUGUCAUCGCACGUAAGAUAAGACAGGAUCCCACAAAUAUAUUCCUGUCAAACUAGUUAAGUAGCAUCCAUGCUACCUGCAGCAGCUAGAUAGCCUAGCUCACAUAUUUAUUUAGGGUAGUUAGCAAAAUAGCCUAUUUUUGCAAGUCAAUAUCGAUACGAUCAGGAUUUCAGUGUACAAGAAGUUUAUGUUUAGCCCCACGCAAUUCUUUAGCAAACCCAAGGGGCUGUUGACAGUGACGUCACUGAUGACAUGUCCCGCGCGGUAAGCUACGGCGUUAAACACAGAGAACCGUCAUCUUGAGGUAUAUAAACGACAGCACUCAGAGCAUCAGUGGUAGUGUAACACACAUUUGGCAAAAUAGGAAUAACGCCCCAAUGGCGGUGCAGGUUGAUGGCUCGUACAUUCUGGGAACAUGUUAGGUGGACACUUGGCUGAUCAUCUGUAACCUGCAUUGCUUUGUCCCUGUGGAGUCUAAAACCUAUAGGUUGUAGCAUAUGCACAGCACCAUCUGCUGGCCUGUUUUACAUGUACACUUCUACAACUGUGGAGAGAACUCUUGCCUGUGGGGCUCCUUUGGAGGGGAGGGCUCUCUCCCGUUCUGGGGUAUACCUUUGUACAACAUGCGUCAUCACGCCCCAGGGUGGUAGGCAGUAAGGGGAUUCAUCUAGAUUAUAAACACCAAGUUUCUGGUCAUAUCUGGUCUGUGAUGGGAAUUCAUUGUAACGCUUGUACGACACCAUAAUGCUGCUGUUGCGCUCUUGUUAUUAGUACCUCACAAUGGUGGCCGGCCACCCCCCAUGGUGGCCAAAGCUGGAAGUACCAAAAUUCCUGGAUGUACUGACAAACCUAUUUUAAUAAAUGCCCAUUAAAACAAGGGUGCAAUAUGUUACAGUAAAAAUAGAAGAUUGUGAUUGGUCAAUUACUGUUACACCCAGUGGAAACACAAAACCUACCAAAAACAGUUUUGUGAAACCCCUACAAGCCCCUUGAUUAUUGCACCUUAAUGCAACACAAACACAGCACACGGUCCGAGUUGUACAGAACUGUUGUCGCUCUAUUGCACAAACUGUUUAUAAUAUUUAUUGUCCGAAACACUACCCAGCCGAUCAGAUAAGUGAACUUUUUCUAUGCCGAUAUUCUCAUGAGUCGUGCUUUUCUGUGUUGGUAACACCGACCGUAUCAUUUGUAUUAUUGUGUUGUUCACUGUAGCAGUGCUGUACUGUGAAUGAGAUAAAAGAUUACUUAGAAUUACUGUAUUUUACUGUAAAUACAGUGUUUCCACAUUUUACAUUUGUCCACUGUCAGUGUUGUUUUCUCUAAAUAAAUAAGUGCACCUUU
Thalassophryne amazonica is the source of this 4603-nucleotide messenger RNA. Its product is annotated as RAS guanyl-releasing protein 1-like. Gene Ontology annotation, molecular function: guanyl-nucleotide exchange factor activity; calcium ion binding. Gene Ontology annotation, cellular component: plasma membrane. The transcript is spliced from 17 exons. Gene Ontology annotation, biological process: Ras protein signal transduction; positive regulation of GTPase activity. The coding region runs from base 122 to 2527 and encodes 801 amino acids. NCBI's taxonomy places the organism in Eukaryota, Metazoa, Chordata, Actinopteri, Batrachoidiformes, Batrachoididae. The record is from RefSeq and is a predicted model, not a curated record.